Molecule: messenger RNA, 2318 nt
Organism: Hipposideros armiger (great roundleaf bat)
Lineage: Eukaryota; Metazoa; Chordata; Mammalia; Chiroptera; Hipposideridae
Gene: PPP2R5D
Product: protein phosphatase 2 regulatory subunit B'delta
Exons: 10
Coding region: 1-1266 (421 amino acids)
Biological process (GO): protein dephosphorylation; signal transduction
Cellular component (GO): cytosol; protein phosphatase type 2A complex; nucleus
Molecular function (GO): protein phosphatase activator activity
Source: RefSeq, a predicted model, not a curated record
AUGACCAAUCCGAAGAGGCGGCGCCUGGUUGUCAGGCAGGUUUGUAAGAGUUCGGGCCAAUUGGAGGCGCAGACACCCCUCGACCCGGGCGCAGCGCGCAGGCGGUGGCGAAGAGACGCCGAGCGGGCCGAGUGCGGCCGAGCAAAGCCGGAGCCGGAGCGGGGCCGCAGGAGCCGGGCUGGGUCCGGACGGGCCGAGAUGCCCUAUAAACUGAAGAAGGAGAAGAACAACCCCCCNCUCUUGGACCUGUUUGACAGCGAGGAUCCUCGAGAGCGGGACUUCCUCAAGACCAUCUUGCAUCGCAUCUAUGGCAAGUUUUUGGGACUCCGGGCUUACAUCCGUAGGCAGAUCAACCACAUCUUCUACAGGUUCAUCUAUGAGACAGAGCAUCACAACGGGAUUGCUGAGCUCCUGGAGAUCCUGGGCAGCAUCAUCAAUGGCUUUGCCUUGCCCCUUAAGGAAGAGCACAAGAUGUUCCUUAUCCGAGUCCUACUUCCCCUUCACAAGGUCAAGUCCCUGAGUGUCUACCACCCUCAGGUGAUUGUGGGACUUCUCAAGUUCUGGCCCAAGACCCACAGCCCCAAGGAGGUGAUGUUCCUGAAUGAGCUAGAGGAGAUUCUGGAUGUCAUUGAGCCUUCAGAGUUCAGCAAAGUGAUGGAACCACUCUUCCGCCAGCUUGCCAAGUGUGUCUCCAGCCCCCAUUUCCAGGUGGCAGAACGUGCUCUCUAUUACUGGAACAAUGAGUACAUCAUGAGCCUGAUUAGUGACAAUGCUGCCCGGGUCCUCCCCAUCAUGUUCCCUGCACUCUACAGGAACUCCAAGAGCCACUGGAACAAGACAAUCCAUGGACUGAUCUACAAUGCCCUGAAGCUGUUUAUGGAGAUGAAUCAGAAGCUGUUUGAUGACUGCACACAACAAUACAAGGCGGAAAAGCAGAAGGGCCGGUUCCGAAUGAAGGAAAGAGAAGAGAUGUGGCAAAAGAUCGAGGAGCUGGCCCGACUUAAUCCCCAGUAUCCCAUGUUCCGAGCCCCACCGCCACUGCCUCCUGUGUACUCAAUGGAGACGGAGACCCCCACAGCAGAGGACAUCCAGCUUCUGAAGAGGACGGUGGAGACAGAGGCCAUGCAGAUGCUAAAGGACAUCAAGAAGGAGAAAGUGCUGCUUCGGAGGAAGUCAGAGCUGCCCCAGGAUGUGUACACCAUUAAGGCACUGGAGGCGCACAAGCGGGCGGAAGAGUUCUUAACUGCCAGCCAGGAGGCUCUCUGACGCCCUCGCCUUCCCUCCAUAGGGCCACAGCCCACUCAGCCCUGGGACGCCGCCCUAGCCCUCCACCCUCUGCUCCCCACUGGCUGACAUGGGGCAAGGCAGUACCUCUCUAGCUACUCUAGGGAGGGUGAUGCGGCACUUGAAGCAGGGACACCCACAGAGUGGUCCCUCUUCUCCCCCAAAUGUGUUCAUGCCUCCCUGUGGCUAGUACAGACGAGCUGAGCACCGAGACGCUCAGUGCUCAGACAACUGGGGAGGCCUGUCCCCCUCCUGCUCCUAACCCCACAGCUACCUGAGGCUGCUCAGAAAUACACACAGGAAUACAUAUGCUCCUCUCCUCUUCCAUUCACCCUCAUUGGAACUCCAGGGGUCUCCUCUCCCUCCCCUGCAGAGGCAUACAGGGAGCAGCAGGAGAUUCUUCUCACCAAAGUUAUGUCAAGCCCCAUUGGCCCCUGGAGUCAGUAGCUGGAGGGGUGCCAAUCCCCAACAGCACAAAGAGGCCCCCCAACCCCAGCAGUGCGCAGGCUGAGGGGGCUGUAUUAUUUCUUCUUACCCCCUGCCUGACCAAGACCACAUGGGAGGUCAAACGGAGAAACACAUAGGCUAUGGACAAUAGGUGAUGAAUAAAGGGCCCAGAUGGACCAAGAGAGGGGAUGAGCAAACACCCUACCCUGUGCCCCUUCGUUGGUAAGCAGCCCUGGGAUCACAGACAUGGAAGGGACCACCUGGGGCUGACUGCUUUCCUGUGCUGGUGGUUCCCAAAGUUAGGAGGAAGGAAGCAGGGAGCAGUGCCCCAAGCAUGGCUCCCCCCAACACCUAUUUAUUUCCUUGGUUGUGCUAAUGCUGGGCAGGCCCUCACUUGUCCCUUUCAGGUACCAUGGAGGGGCAAGGGGCUUAGGAGGGCCAGACCCGGGUCCCAGGGGCACAGGCAGUGCAGCUUUUGGCUGUGUACAUAGGGUGCUUUAUUCUCCAGAGUGAUACAUGCUAAGGUGGGUUGGGCUUGGGCCGAUGUCCCCAUAUGUACAGAACUGAAUAAAGUGGGUCUCUGAGAA